UCUGUGGUUGUUGCUAAACAAAGCAGACGACAUUCAACGAAGUGGUGUACUAGCAAAUGAAUGCAUGACGCGCGGAAAGUACUUGUCUGGUCAUUUCAGCUCUUUGAUAUCUGAACAAAAAUUACAUCAUCUGGAAAGCCGGGUUCAGUUUUUCUUGGAAGCGAGUAACGAAAGUGUACGAAUAUUGUACUCAUCCCAUCGAAUAAUCUGACAGAGCAGUUAAGGCGACUUUUUUUUUUAUAUAGUCGCUCGGCCUUGUUAAUUAUGAAGGCUGUCAUCCAGAGAGUAUUAAAAGCAAGUGUAACAGUUGAUGGAGAGGUUAUCAGCUCCAUAGGAAAAGGAUUAUGUGUUCUUGUCGGAAUUUCAAGAGAUGACACAGAGGCAGAUAUGGAGUACCUAGCUCGUAAACUUUUAAAUCUUCGAAUAUUUGAAGAUGACAAUGGAAAGAGGUGGAAUCUAAGUGUAAGAGAUAAAAACUUAGAAAUCUUGUGUGUCAGUCAGUUCACACUGUAUCAUGUACUAAAAGGUAACAAACUAGACUUCCACUGUGCAAUGCCUGCAGAGAGCUCAGAGGAAUUUUAUAACCGAUUUCUUAAACUGCUGAGAACUCAGUACAAGGAUGAUUUUGUAAAAGAUGGAAAGUUUGGUGCUUACAUGACCGUGAACAUUGAGAAUGAUGGACCUGUAACAGUUGAACUUGAAUCUCCCUCAAAGAAAAGUAAAGAGGGUGAUGGACAAAACUAAUUUUAAAUUGGAUUGUUAUUCUUAUUUCUGUAAUUUAAGAAUAAAUUUCUGAAAUGGAGAUUACAUAAAAUAUGGAAA
Molecule: messenger RNA, 822 nt
Organism: Schistocerca serialis cubense
Lineage: Eukaryota; Metazoa; Arthropoda; Insecta; Orthoptera; Acrididae
Gene: Dtd
Product: D-aminoacyl-tRNA deacylase 1
Exons: 4
Coding region: 265-744 (159 amino acids)
Biological process (GO): tRNA metabolic process
Cellular component (GO): cytoplasm
Molecular function (GO): D-tyrosyl-tRNA(Tyr) deacylase activity
Source: RefSeq, a predicted model, not a curated record